Messenger RNA from Ambispora gerdemannii, 1446 nucleotides. NCBI's taxonomy places the organism in Eukaryota, Fungi, Glomeromycota, Glomeromycetes, Archaeosporales, Ambisporaceae. The record is from the annotation of a GenBank genome assembly.
AUGCCAAUCGACUAUAGCAAAUGGGAUAAACUUGAGCUCAGUGAUGACGAAGAUUUCGAGUGUCACCCAAAUGUCGACAAACCUUCACUGAUUCGUUGGAAACAGGCUGAAAUUCACCGAAAACGUGAAGAACGCCGUGAAAAAAUAGAAAAUCUCAAAAAGCAAAUAGUCCAGGACGAUGAAUUGCUUAUACGUAUCGACGACAUGAUCAACCAAGUGGAAAACGAGGGAGUGGUCGUGUUCUCGAAAAAAUUCGAUGAGCUUCAUGAAGUAAGCCAAAAAAAGAACUCUGAACAAGAAAUGAAGGAAAGAGAAGCAUGGAAAAAUAAUGUGGAACCGCAAGAUUUUCCCGCCAAACCCCCGCCAACCUUUGAUGAAAUGAUGGGAGCUUUAUUUGUGACUAUUAAAGAAGAGCUUGAUUUUGAAAAGCUGGAGCUAGUGAGUGAAAAUUUAUUAGAAAAAUUGAGAUUCCAUCGUGAUAAAUUGGCUGGUCAACAGCAGGAUGCUAGGAAUGAAUUGGCGGCAGAAGAAGCAGAAGCCAAGAGAAAGAUCACUAUGGAUGAUUUUCACACUGGGUUUGAUAAAACGGCUGUCAGUAAAAUCACUAAACCUGAACUGCCAAAACCUCCAAAGAAAACCGAAAAAAAGACGCAAAAGGUUAUCGAAGUUUUGAAUCCUAAUACUAAGUUAAAAUCUUUAGAGGAAACACCCACAAACGAAGAGAGUUCCGAGGAUGAUGACGAAGAGAUAAUCAUGUCAGAUAUCGCUAAAGAGUUUUCAAAGAUUAAGGAUUACGAGAGAAGCUACAAAUUUAUAUCCAAGCAUCCUGAAAUAGUCAGCCAGGAAGUAGUUGAUCAAAUAUUGGCCGAAGCGUUCCAAGCUCAAUUGAAAGGCAAAGCAAAAUACUCUAAACAAUGUGUGCAUCAAGCAUGGCUUCUACAAUAUUGUCAACAAUUGGGUAAAGAUGGUGUUACUCUCUUCUUUAAAAGAAUAACAUCACCUGAAGCCCAAGAGCAAGCGCGUAAAAUAUUUGGUAAUGACGUUGAAGAGACAUACAGUCGUAUUAUUGAGCGAUGUAAAAUCAUCGAGGAAGAAAAGAAAAAAAAUCCAAAACAAGCCGAACAAAUCCAAAUUGAAGUUGUUGAUCCAAACAGUUCUAUCACGAUACGAAUUCCCAAACAAGAUUCAGAAGACCUUGCAGAAAAAGAAGCUUAUGAAAAGUAUUUGACGCUUCCCAGCAAUUUUAGAUCCGCGCUUGAAUCAGGUGAACUGGAAAAGAUUAACAAAGAACUUGGCAAAAUGCCUGUGGAAGUAGCGGAAAAAGUCUUAGAAAUAGUUGGCGAAGCUGGAGUGCUCUCAAUCGAAGAGGGAAUCAUCGAUACGACCAAGGGCGAAACUAUCGAAGCACGAGAAGCUGCUGCCAACGAAGAAAUCAAUGACGCAUAG